Molecule: messenger RNA, 2191 nt
Organism: Zychaea mexicana
Lineage: Eukaryota; Fungi; Mucoromycota; Mucoromycetes; Mucorales; Lichtheimiaceae
Exons: 7
Coding region: 117-2135 (672 amino acids)
Biological process (GO): long-chain fatty acid metabolic process; long-chain fatty-acyl-CoA metabolic process
Cellular component (GO): endoplasmic reticulum; plasma membrane; lipid droplet
Molecular function (GO): long-chain fatty acid-CoA ligase activity
Source: RefSeq, a predicted model, not a curated record
CACGACCAAAACGCGUUCCCGCCCCUCUUCUUUCUCGGUUGAAAACUCGUAUUCUUUUUCACAUACACGACGUCAACAGCAGUAACAACAACAACAACAUUGUUUGACUACAAAGCAUGCAACGAGAAUUCUCUAUUGAAGUAACGCAUGAGCCUGUAGCUGGAGAAACACCCAUUCGACGCUCCAUCUUGGCACCGUUUGAACUCAUGACAUCACCAGCAACUGGUGUCGACACACUUUACGAUGUCCUCCAAUACGCGGCUUCGUCGUACAAGCAUCGACAUGCAUUCGGCUACCGCAAAUUGGAACAGACGUUUGUUGAAGAAAAGGAGGUGCCUGGCAGCGAAAAGCCUAAGCAGUGGAAAUAUCACCAGUUCAGCAACUAUCAUUAUUACUCGUAUAUUGAAGCUGUGAACCUGACUCGAAUGCUCGGCGCCGGUCUGCGUAAACUCGGCAUGAAAAAAGGUGAUAAGCUCCACAUCUUUGCAUCAACGAGUGUCGAAUGGAUGCUAAUGACACACGGUGCAUUCACGCAAUCAAUUUCGAUCGUCACAGCAUACGAUACCCUUGGCCCCGAGGGCCUCAUGCAUUCGAUCAACGAGACUGGCUCCGCAGUAUGCUUCAUCAACGGUGAUCAACUUGAGGUCUUGGAAAAAAUCAUCGGUGAUUGCCCAAGUAUCACUCACAUUAUUUACCGCGACGUCGAAGUCAACAAAGAUGCCGUUGAGCGUUUACGAAACAUCCCACAAAUCCAUCACGUUAUUCCUUUUGAAGAAGUACGCAUCAUUGGCGAAGCCAAUCCUGUCGAACCUGUGAAGCCAACCAGCCAAGACAUAUCCUGCAUCAUGUACACCAGUGGCACGACCGGGAAUCCCAAGGGCGUCGUUCUCACCCAUGGAAAUAUUGUCGCUGCUAUCGCCGGUUGUUGCAAAAUGCUACAGCAUUUAGUGGAAGCCAAUGAUACCAUGAUGGCCUAUUUGCCGCUUGCUCAUGUGCUCGAGUUUCUUGUGGAGAACUUGUGCAUUUUCUUGGGUCUCACACUGGGAUAUGGUGGAGUGAAAACAUUGACGGAUGUCAGUGUACGAAAUUGCAGAGGUGAUUUAUUCACCUUUGCCCCCACUAUCAUGUGUGGUGUGCCGCAAGUGUGGGAAACUAUUCGUAAAACGGUGCUUGCCAAAAUUGCAGAACGAGGACCUCGCAUUGAGAAAAUAUUCAUGGGUGCAUUGACGAUGAAGGAUUAUUUAAAGAGCUAUGGAUUGCCUACAGGCGUGUUGGACAAGAUAGUGUUCAAGAAGGUCAAGGAGCAAUUAGGCGGCAAGCUGCGGUAUGGUCUCUCUGGUGGCGCUCCCUUGUCAGUGGAGACCCAACGAUUUUUGUCGCUAAGUUUGGCCCCAAUUAUUUGUGGGUAUGGCAUGACGGAAAGGUGUAGUAUGUGCGCUGUGAUGGCUCCAGAGCAGUUUGCGCUAGGUGAAGCUGGUGCUCCUGUCCCAUGCACCGAAGUAAAGCUCGUGGAUGUACCUGAACUCAAUUACUUUGCAUCCAACAACCAAGGCGAGAUCUUAAUUCGCGGACCAUCUGUUACAUCCGGCUAUUACAAACAAGAAGAGCUGACACGCGAAGCCCUUACCCCAGACGGCUGGUUGAUGACGGGUGAUAUUGGUCAGUGGAAUGCAGCAGGCACACUCAGCAUCAUUGACCGCAAAAAGAACCUUGUCAAGUUGAGCCAUGGCGAAUAUAUCGCUCUGGAAAAGGUGGAGAGUGUGUACAAGUCAUGCCCCCUCAUCGAAAAUUUAUGCGUGCAUGCCGACCCUUUAUACCCCCGACCGGUUGCACUGGUUGUCCCUCUUGAACACAAAUUACGUGAAUUUGCGGCUGCAAAUGGAAUCGAGAAUGAUGAUUACUCUGCAUUAUGUGCGGAUACUCGGUUGCGAAAACUGGUGCUAGGAUUAUUACAGGAGCAAGCCAAAAACAAUAAUCUCAAAGGCGCAGAGGUGGUACAGAAUGUAUGGAUUUGCAAGGAUCUAUGGACAUCCGACAUGGGUCUUUUGACGGCUGCGCAGAAACUCAAGCGGAAAGAAAUCACGGAAGCAUACUCAGAAAAGCUCAAGCAAAUGGUCUCCUCCCUAGUAAAGUAAUGUGGUUACUGCUACAUAGUCUUUUAAUAAGAACCAAUAAUCAACAAUUACUUUCG